AUGGGUAAUGAUGAGAGGGAUAUUAAUGAAGGUUAUGAGAGGAAGAGUUGGGGGGGGUGGAUAGAGGGGAGAAAAGGGAUUUUAUGGGUUAAUUUUGAUGAUGGGUUGGGGGGGUGGAAUGGGUGGGAUUUGGAGAAGAAUUAUAUGGAGGGGGGGUGGAAUGUAGGAGGGGGUGGGGGGGGUAGUGGUAGUGGUGGGGUUUAUGUUGGGUUUGUGAUUGUGAGGGGAUGGGUGGUUUUUAUUUAUUUGGAGGGAGUAGGAGGAGAAUGGUGGGGGGUUUGGGGGUGGAUUGUGUGUGAUUUGGUUGGGGGAUUGUUGUGGGGGGGGGGGUUUUUUGUGUGUUUUGGGGGGGGAAGGGGGGGAUGGUGGAGAUUGGGGGUUAGGGGGGGUAGGGGGGGGGGGAGGGGUUUAGUGGGGGGGGGGGGGGGGGGUUGUGGGGGAUGGGGGGAGGGUGGAGGGAGUAGAUGGGGGGGGUGGUUUUGGGGGGUGGGGGGUGGGGGGUUUUGGGAGGGGGGGGGGAUAGGGAUAGGUGUAUGGAGGGUUGAGGGGGUUUUUUAUGGGAUUUUUGGGUUGGGAGUGUAUUUGGGGGGUUGGGUUGGGCUUAAGUUGAUGUGGAGGGGGGUGGGGGGGUAUUGUGGGUUAAGUGGGGUUGGUAAGGUUGUGGGUGGGUGGGUAUAUUGGUGUGGGGUUGUUUUUGGGGAUGAGAGGGAAGGGUUAAUAGUAUUGUGUGGGGGUAUGGGGGGGUAA
Molecule: messenger RNA, 747 nt
Organism: Knipowitschia caucasica
Lineage: Eukaryota; Metazoa; Chordata; Actinopteri; Gobiiformes; Gobiidae
Source: the annotation of a GenBank genome assembly